GUGUCCCACAGAACUGAAGUCCUGUGCCCUUUGUUGUUCUGAACACAUGUCCUGAUUAUCUCUGUAGAAAAUCAGUUAGUGUCUUUUCACGUCUUUAUUGCAACCUCUAAUUUUGAUAUCAUGCUUAGUUUAUGUGAUAAGUUUCUGCUUAGUGGGAUGAUGGAGAAGGAACUAUUUCUGAUUUUUCAGUAAGUCUUUGGUAGGUGUCAUAUAAAAAUAAGUCACUUUUUUCCUGUAUAAAAAUUAUAAAGAGGAGUGAUAAUUUUCCAGAGUGAUUAUUAGGGUGAGCAAACUUGGCAGGGGAUAGGAGACUUUGUAACAGUUUUUUGGUUUUUUUAAAUUAAAAUUCAUAUCUGAGAUUUCUUUUCUUUUCUUUUUUUUUUUUAUUUUGGCAAAAAGCAACUUUUUUAUUUAGCAAACUUGAGUCUAGGUAAUUCUAUAGCUGGGUAAAGUAGGGACAUCAGCCCAAGAGGAAAGGAUUCUAUUAAGUUAAUGUGGAUGCAUAUUUUAUAGGCCUGGAGGGGAGGGAGAAUAAAUAAAGUUUUCAAUUUCAGGUUGAGCCCUGGGCAGGCAUGCCAUGUCUGUAUCUUUUUUCCUAGCAGGAAAACUGAAUCCAGGCCCUACCACCACUGAAGUGUCUUGGGGGAGGGCUGCUCAUGUAAGGUGCUAGGUUAAAUAGAAUGUGACUGGCUUUGCACUGCUCUCCUGGGAUUUUCCAUUAUAAAAAGUAACAGAGUAUUGUAACAUCUGCAUCUCAACAGUCAUCAACACUGUAAAAAACUGCACUAUACACAAAUGCCUACAUAUUGUAUAAUUCCAUUUAUAUUAAAUGUCCUUCAUUGGCAAAUCCAACAGAAACAGAAAGUAGAUUCAUGGUUGCCAGGGUCUUGGAGGGAAGCAUUGGAAGAAAAUGGAGAGUGCCUGCUAAUGUGUUUGGGAUUUCUUCUGGGAUAAUAAAAACGUUCUAGAAUUUGAUAGUGGUGACCAUUGCACAUCUCCGUGAAUAUACUUUAAACCCCUGUACUGUAUACUUAAAAAAAAAAAACAAAAAACGAAAACAAGCAUAAAAAGCUGAUCUGUGGAGGAAUGAACAAAGUCAAUAAAAAGGUGAUUAUGGUAAAAACUCUUUUACUUAUGUUCUAGCAGAAAUAUUGUUUGAUAACAUUGCAGCUCGGGCCUUGAACAUUGUAAUUUGUGCUUUAUCGCCCUGUUCCUGACCUCCAUAGGGCCACGAUGGGCCUCCUGGAACAUUGGUGUGUUCAUCUGCAUUCGAUGUGCUGGAAUCCACAGGAAUCUGGGGGUGCACAUAUCCAGGGUAAAAUCAGUUAACCUCGACCAGUGGACUCAAGAACAGAUUCAGUGCAUGCAGGAGAUGGGGAACGGAAAGGCAAAUCGACUCUAUGAAGCCUACCUUCCUGAGACCUUUCGGCGACCUCAGAUAGACCCAGCUGUCGAGGGAUUUAUUCGAGAUAAAUAUGAGAAGAAGAAAUACAUGGACCGAAGUCUGGACAUCAAUGCCUUUAGGAAAGAAAAAGAUGACAAGUGGAAAAGGGGGGGUGAACCAGCUCCAGAGAAAAAAAUGGAACCUGUUGUUUUUGAGAAAGUGAAAAUGCCACAGAAGAAAGAAGAUCCACAGCUACCUCGGAAAAGCUCCCCGAAAUCCACAGCACCUGUCAUGGAUUUGUUGGGACUUGAUGCUCCUGUGGCCACCUCCAUUGCAAAUAGUAAGACCAGCAACACUCUAGAGAAGGAUUUAGAUCUUUUGGCCUCUGUUCCAUCCCCUUCUUCUUCAGUUUCCAGAAAGGUUGUAGGUUCCAUGCCAACUGCAGGGAGUGCCGGAUCUGUUCCUGAAAACCUGAACCUGUUUCCAGAGCCAGGGAGCAAAUCGGAAGAAAUAGGCAAGAAACAGCUCUCUAAAGAUUCCAUCCUUUCACUGUAUGGAUCCCAGACGCCUCAAAUGCCUGCCCAAGCAAUGUUCAUGGCUCCUGCUCAAAUGGCAUAUCCCACAGCCUACCCCAGCUUCCCUGGGGUCACACCUCCUAACAGCAUAAUGGGGAGCAUGAUGCCCCCUCCAGUAGGCAUCGUAGCACAGCCAGGAGCUUCUGGGAUGGUUGCCCCCAUGGCCAUGCCUGCAGGCUAUAUGGGGGGCAUGCAGGCAUCUAUGAUGGGUGUGCCGAAUGGAAUGAUGCCCACCCAGCAGGCUGGCUACAUGGCAGGCAUGGCAGCUAUGCCCCAGACUAUGUAUGGGGUUCAGCCAGCUCAGCAGCUACAGUGGAACCUUACUCAGAUGACCCAGCAGAUGGCUGGGAUGAACUUCUAUGGAGCCAACGGCAUGAUGAGCUAUGGACAGUCAAUGAGCGGCGGAAACGGACAGGCAACAAAUCAGACUCUUAGUCCUCAGAUGUGGAAAUAAAAACAAAACACCUGGAUGGCCACCACUCUCCCCAGCCCUCGCUCUCCCCUCUCUCAUCUUUCCCCAACUGACCCCCGCCCAUCCCCUUUCCCUACCUCUCUCUGUUUGGUUUAGAAAUUGCUCAAUAAGUCAUUUGAGGUUUGGCAUUCUGCCCAGCCCAACCACUUCCCAAACACACAGACCUCUCUGUUGCUUUAUGUUGUACAUGUCCCCUUGCCAUCCCCACUUCCUCCCCAGCCCCUAGUCCUCUCCUGGCACCAGCACCUUAGAAAUUGUUGGCAGAAGGCACAUACACUGUGGGAGAAAUGUGCAUGCCCUUGAGUAUUUUCCCUCAAGGUUAAACCUCCUUUCAGACUCUCAGAAAGGUCUGUAGGAGUUGUAUAUUAGGCAGAGGAGAGGGUUUAGAGGUCCUUAUAUAUGUGUUACUAAGCUAUUUCUAAGUGUUUAAGUUUCUGGUUGAAGAAGGAAGUAUCAUGUUCCCAUGAUUUACAGGAAUGAGGAAAGCACUGAAAUCAAAUUAAAUAUUCCUUGGGUCUUGGAUCAGGUCGACCCCAUCCCUGGGAUGAGGCAAGCCCCCUCCUGUGAGGAUGAGCAAAAAUACCACUCUCCUUUGCCCUGAGUUGCUUUCUCGAUCUGGGGCUUCAGGACUCGCCGCUUCAGUCAGCCUUUAUUAGCACCAAAGACAUUGUGAAGUUCCCACACACAAACACACACCCCUUCCCCACCUCCUGCCUGCCUUCAGUGCGAUCUGGCUCCACGGCUGGAGGAGCAACCCACGCAGUGGGAGUGUGGCGCUUAAUUUAAGUGUGUGCUGCUCACGUUUGUGUGUGUGUGUGUGUGUGUGUGUGUGCGUGUGUGUAUGCCACUUCCCACCCUCUCUCCACUUGCUCUGGGUAUUUUUGUUUUGUUUUGUUAGUUUUAGGUUUGCAACAGAGAGGAGUUAAUUUAUCAACAGUCUAAAACUGUUGCUAGUUUUUCUUAUAGUUUAAAAAAAUUGCCAUCUCAUUGAUAGCUCCCUUCUACCUUUUCCUCCUCCCAAUUUGCCAACCACUCUUUCAUGCCUGUGUAUCCAGGGUGCUCUGUUUUCCCACCUUUUCCAGGUGAACAAGGCAGAGAGCCUGGACAGCUUUCCUCUCAGUCAUUGUUCACCCCACUUGAAAAUUCAAACAAGAAAACUUUGCUUAAAAGAUUUCAUGUGUGGGAACCACAAUUCCUGGUUGCCUUUCUCCUGUGUAUGUGUAAAUUCCUUAAUAAAUAUUGCAGGGAAGGACCA
Galeopterus variegatus (Sunda flying lemur) is the source of this 3686-nucleotide messenger RNA. It is a transcript of the gene SMAP2, whose product is annotated as small ArfGAP2. Bases 1364 to 2413 code for a protein of 349 amino acids. NCBI's taxonomy places the organism in Eukaryota, Metazoa, Chordata, Mammalia, Dermoptera, Cynocephalidae. The record is from RefSeq and is a predicted model, not a curated record. The transcript has 9 exons. Gene Ontology annotation, molecular function: GTPase activator activity.